AUGCUAACUCCGGAUCUGUUGAGGGCCAUCAUUGCUUCGCUGGAGGGCUCAGAGAUCGCUAGGAUUGUAAACAUUGCAUGCCUUGCAUUGUCAGUCUAUGAGUGGUUAAUUACGCUUGAUCAAGAGAUAGAGUAUUUCUGGACCGGAAAAUGGACGAUAUCACGAAUCUUAUUCUUUUUGAAUCGAUACAUCCCUCCUUUUUUGGUUAUGCUCGGGCUCAUUGAGUUCUCCAUUCCAAAUCCUUCAAAUGAAGUGAGGCCGUCGAUAUCAUCAACUGUAUCAAGAUUGCUGAUACGCUCUGUCCCUUUUCCACGUCCAUUCGCUAUUCAAGUUGUACGUGGCACUUCCUGCUUCGACCUACGUUCCAAUCACUCAAUGUCGAAAAUAGCUGCAUCUCGGCUAUCCGGUUCUCAUUCGUCUCAUCAAUCCUCGCCUUGGGUACCAUCCAAGCGAUGCUCAUUCUCCGUAUAUGUGGCAAUUUCCCUGGCUUACACCAGCGUAGCUGCAAUGGGUUUGAGGCUACUGAACACAUCCCUUUUCAUGCAAGGUGCUCCCGGGUGUCGCGUUGCCAGACCGGUAAAAUUUUGGAGAAUGUUCAUGCCGUCGUUGGGUUUACAUACAAUUCUAUACAUCAUGACGGCUGUAAGAGCCUUGCGCAAUCGUAGAAUAUUGAAGGACGCCCCGGUUUUGAAGCGUCUUCUCCGAGACGGAGGACUUUUCUUUUUUGUAGUAUUCGUGUCUAUCGGGUUCACAGCUAUUGGUUCAUUUCUGGAGAAUGUUCCUCAGAUUAACAUACCGGUGAUCUUUUCAAAGUAUGUUUACCUUCCUUCAACUAUCGCACUCAUAAUCCUUACGACGAUCCCACGACUGGUACAAAGUUACUUGCUCGCAGUUACAUCCAUCGCGAUGUCCCGAAUUAUGUUUAGCAUCCAUUCUCUGGCCUCUCAUCUCGGUUCUGAGACCGGCUGGCUCUUGAGCAAUGUCGAAUUACGGAGAACCAACUGGAGGAAGGGUGCUACAGAAGGAGAACUCAUUGUCGAGUGCAAUAGUUAUGAUGACUACGACGAUCGAGAAUCCAACCUGCAGAUUAACAACGGCUCCCUUCGUUCGUACAGAGCGUUGAAGGUGUCGAGGGUUGGUGUGUUCAAUGAUGACACGAUGUGGCUUUAG
Molecule: messenger RNA, 1170 nt
Organism: Lentinula edodes (shiitake mushroom)
Lineage: Eukaryota; Fungi; Basidiomycota; Agaricomycetes; Agaricales; Omphalotaceae
Exons: 13
Coding region: 1-1170 (389 amino acids)
Source: RefSeq, a predicted model, not a curated record